Messenger RNA from Clonostachys byssicola, 2193 nucleotides. The record is from the annotation of a GenBank genome assembly. Lineage: Eukaryota; Fungi; Ascomycota; Sordariomycetes; Hypocreales; Bionectriaceae.
AUGUUUACGGUCGCUGCCGCAGAGCGAGCCUUGAUGUCUCAAUCUCUGAACAUUUGCCAGGACGACUCUAUGUUUUCCGCGUCUCUGUUCGACGUCAAGUACACACCCGGAGACAACAAGGCCAACUUCGCCCUGACGGCCACUUCCUCGGUCCAGGGAAAGGUUACCUUCGACAUCUCGAUCACAGCCUAUGGUUACAAGUUUCUUGAGCAAACAAUUGACCCCUGUAAGAUCGACCUCGGUGGUCUUUGCCCAAUGAACACGGGUCCCUUGGAGUUUGAGCACGCGCUCAACGUCCCCGGUGAUGCCGCCAGCCAGAUUCCUGGCAUCGCAUACACGGUUCCCGACAUCGACGCCAAGGUUCGUGUUUACAUCAAUCUUACUGGUCAGGUCGACAGUAUCGCAUGUGUCGAAGCCGACUUCUCCAACGGAAAGACUGUCGACUUGUUGGGAGUCAAGUGGGCGACCGCCAUCAUCGCUGGUCUUGGACUCAUUUCCUCCGCUAUUGUUUCGGGUCUCGGCCACUCCAACACUGCUUCCCACAUCGCCGCCAACUCUCUGUCUCUUUUCGCCUACUUCCAAGGUCAGGCCAUCGUUGGUCUGACAGCCGUUCCCCUCCCCCCCAUUGUUCAGUCAUGGACCCAGAACUUCCAGUGGUCCAUGGGUAUCAUCAAUGUGGGCUUCAUGCAGACCAUCUUCACUUGGUAUCAGCGUGCUACUGGCGGUGACCCUGGAACUCUUUUCGACAACCUCGGCACCAAGUCCGUCCAGGUCGAGAAGAGAGCUCUCGCCCUCAGGAGCAUUGGAUCCGGCAGUGAAUCUGUCAACUUGUUCAAUCGUGCAGCUGCCAUGAUGCCCAGGAGUCUGCCAACGUACUCUACUUUGGCUAAGCGUGCAAACAUUGUGACAGAGUCUGGUGGUUAUCUUGUGUACGGAAUCCAGCGUGUGGCCUACAGAACCAAGAUCGAGACCACCAACCUGUUCUUGACUGGACUGGUCUUCUUCAUCCUUUUCGUUGUCUUCACUAUUCUGAUUGUUGCCGCGUUCAAGGGUAUUCUUGAGCUGUGUGCUAAGAGAAAAGUGAUUAAUGGUGAGAAGUUUGCCGAGUUCCGCAACGGCUGGCUCACCAUUCUCAAGGGUAUCCUGUUCCGUGCCACUCUGAUUGGAUUCCCCCAGAUGUGCAUUCUCUGCACCUGGGAGUUCACCCAGAAAGACUCACCCGCUCUAGUGGUUCUUGCCGUCUUCUUCCUGCUCGGUAUGAUGGGAACCCUGGGCUGGGGCUCUUUCAAGGUCAUUAGCAUUGCUCGACGAUCUGUUGCCAUGCACCGCAACCCGGCCUACAUUCUCUUCUCAGACCCCCAGGCUUUGAACAAGUGGGGUUUCCUGUACAUCCAGUACCGCGCUUCUGCCUACUACUUCGUUGUCCCAACCCUGGUUUACACUUUCAUCAAGGCCUUGUUCGUCUCUCUCGCUCAGGGCAGUGGUAUUGCCCAGGCGGUUGGCUUCAUCAUCAUUGAAGCUGGUGCUUUGAUCGCAGCCUCUGUUCUCCGCCCCUGGAUGGACAAGAGCACCAAUUCGUUCAACAUUUCCAUCUGUGCUGUCAACUUUGUCAACUCUAUCUUCCUUCUGCUCUACACCAACGUUUUUGGCGCUCCUGCACUCGUGGUUGGUGUUGUCGGUGUCAUUUUCUUCGUUCUUAAUGCCAUCUUUGCCCUCGUGCUGCUUCUGAUGAUCAUCAUCUCGACCACUCUCGUCUUCUUCCGCAAGAACCCUGAUGCUCGCUACCAGUUCAUGGCCGAUGACCGUGCAUCGUUCAUGAAGUCUCAGUCACAGCUGAACACCACCACCGAGCUGGACGCUCUUGCUGCGACGGCACGUGGUGACAAGAGUGGCUACAAGUCCCACAUGGACCUGGAUGACGACGAGUCUCUGUCUGCCACAAGCAUGCGUCGACGAACGGAUCAGUCCCAGAUGGACAUGCGUGCGGGCGCUAGGUCUCCCGUGAACCCUUCAAUGCCUCUGUUCCCAGCGGCACGACCGGAGAGUCCUUUCCGAUCCGCAUCACCAAGCCCCUACAAUGCUUCGGCAACAUCAUUGGGUCAAGCCAGGACACAGCACACUGCUAGCCCAGCAUCAUUCAGGCAACAAAACAAUGCAAGCCCCUGGCAACGUGGAGCUGGCUACGACCACUAG